Messenger RNA from Bipolaris oryzae ATCC 44560, 1077 nucleotides. RefSeq lists its product as uncharacterized. The record is from RefSeq and is a predicted model, not a curated record. NCBI's taxonomy places the organism in Eukaryota, Fungi, Ascomycota, Dothideomycetes, Pleosporales, Pleosporaceae. The transcript has 3 exons. Gene Ontology annotation, molecular function: oxidoreductase activity, acting on the CH-OH group of donors, NAD or NADP as acceptor. Bases 1 to 1077 code for a protein of 358 amino acids.
AUGGCGGCAGCACUGCAAAACUUGAUCAACCUUGUUGCGACAUCUGCCACGCGCGUUGCGCUCAAUCCCAUCGUGACCACCGCUCUUUUAUGGAUACUAACAAAGGGCCCUCUGCAACUCCGUCGCCAGCUUGCCAAUAGGGUCCCGGCUCUUCGAGAUCCAACACAAUAUGCGCAGAUCCUCAAGGCAUUGAAAGUGUGUCUUGCGUUAGGAACAGCAGGGGUUCUGAACAAACAACUGAACCGCCUAGCUCUAAAUGCUGGAAGACUCCGAAGUGACAAGGCAAGAUGGAACUGGAAUCGCGAGGUUGCUGUCGUUACUGGAGGAUGCUCUGGAAUCGGGGAGCUUGUGGUUAAGAAAUUGAUCAGCAAGGAUAUACGCGUGGCUAUCCUGGACAUCCGCCAACUACCCCCAAGUCUGCAGAGCGUUGCAAACGUCACAUUCUUUGCUUGCGACAUUACAAAUCCAAAUGCCGUCUACUCGACUGCAGAAAAAAUCAAAGCAACUCUAGGCGCGCCUACGAUUCUGGUUAAUAACGCAGGCAUUUUCGUGCCCCAUACCAUCUUGAACACCUCUGAUGAUCAUCUCCGGAGGAUCUUCGAUGUCAAUGUACUCAGCAACUGGUAUACUACCAAGGCGUUCCUACCUGAUAUGCUCCAGCAUAACAAGGGCCACAUUGUGACAGUUGCGAGUGCGGCGAGCUUUGUCGGCAUCGCCGGUAUGGCCGAUUACACAGCGACCAAGGCAGCGAUUUUAAGCUUCCACGAAUCGCUCAACCAAGAACUCAGGCAUCAGUACAAUAGCCCGAAUGUGCUUACCACAUCCAUUCACCCCAAUUGGGUGCGCACGCCUCUGAUUGCAUCCGUCGAGGACGAGCUCAAGAAGCGCGGCGCCUCUAUAAUCGAGCCGACUGUUGUUGCAGAUUCAAUCGUCAAGAGCAUCACGAGCUGUAGUGGUGGACAGGUCAUGUUGCCAAGUGAUAUAAGUAAAAUAACUUACGUCAGAGGGUUGCCGAAUUGGCUACAAGAGAGCCUCAGGGAUAGUGUUAGCAAGUUGAUUAACAAUGGCCUGCAGUAA